CAGUUGCAGAGCGCCGGCGACCGGGCGGUGGGGAGGGCGCUGCGCGGAGCCGCCGCUGGAGUGCGCGGAGCGGGGCUGCCGCCGCGCCGGGGGCGAGGAGUGCACCGCGCGCCGGCGAGGGACAGCGCGCCGCGGGAGCAGCCCUCCCCGGGCACCGGGACCUGCUGUUGGCUUGCCGCCUUGCUUUACCCUCUCGUUUAAUUUAUUUUCCCCCACUUAUACUUUGAUCCGCUGGGAUUUUUUUUUCCUCCCUUUCCUACAGAGCCUCCUCACGCCCCAGUUCCCUCCCUCUCUAGCCAGUUUGGAUUUUUUUCUUCCUUUUUUUUCCCCCCCAUAUAUUACUAUUCUGAUUUUUUUUUUUUUUUAAGCGGUGGAAAAAGUGAGGGAGAGAGAGACAGAAGCAGAGAGGACAGGAGGAAAACGCUCUGUUCGUCCCCUCCGCCACCGCCACCCCGACUUGUGGAGAGGGGUCGGGCCGAGCGGCUGUGGGAUCAGCCCCUUUCCCCUGGGGAGGCGACCCCGGCUCGGGGAGCCGCCGGAGAUACCCGCCGCGAAGAGGGGGCUCAGGAAAAGAGAUGCAUUGAAAGUUUCCGCGCAAACUUUGGCGUCAGUGCGCGAAACCGAGCGAGCGCGGCGCGGGUGCCUGCCUGCCCCGACGCGGGGAGAGCGGCCGCGGACGGGAGCCGCUGUGGAGCUCGGACUGCCCGGCGGCGGGGGCCGGGCGUCGGCGGGGCGGCCGCGGAGCCUGCGCUCGGCCCGGCGGAGCGCCCACGGAAAGCAGCAGCGGGGGCCGGCGGAGAGCCGGGCUUAUGGAGGGGUGAAACCGGAGACCCCGAAGAGGAACCCCCCUUCCCCCGGAACCUUUCGCAGCGCCCGGCCGGCGGCACCCCAGGAGGCGGCGGCGGCGAGCACGGAGGAGGCGCGGGCGAGAGCGCGGCGGGGCGGCGGCGGCGGCGGGGCGGCGGCGAGGCGGAGCGCGGCAGGCCCCGCUCCGCGGCGUGCGCCGGCAACCAUGAACUUUCUGCUCACUUGGAUCCACUGGGGGCUGGCGGCGCUGCUCUAUCUCCAGAGCGCGGAGUUGUCGAAAGCUGCGCCUGCCCUGGGGGACGGGGAGCGGAAACCCAAUGAAGUUAUCAAAUUCCUGGAAGUCUACGAGCGCAGCUUCUGCAGGACAAUUGAGACCCUGGUGGACAUUUUCCAGGAGUACCCUGAUGAGGUGGAGUACAUAUUCAAGCCAUCCUGUGUGCCUCUGAUGAGAUGUGCGGGUUGCUGCGGCGAUGAGGGCCUAGAAUGUGUCCCUGUGGAUGUGUACAACGUCACAAUGGAGAUCAUGAGAAUUAAACCCCAUCAGAGUCAGCACAUAUCACACAUGAGCUUCUUACAGCACAGUAAAUGUGACUGCAGACCAAAGAAAGAUGUCAAAAACAAACAAGAAAAAAAAUCAAAGCGAGGAAAGGGGAAGGGUCAAAAGAGAAAGCGCAAGAAAGGCCGGUACAAACCACUCAGCUUUCACUGUGAGCCUUGCUCAGAGAGGAGAAAGCACUUGUUUGUACAAGAUCCCCAGACCUGUAAAUGUUCCUGCAAAUUCACAGACUCACGUUGCAAGUCGAGGCAGCUUGAGUUAAACGAGCGCACUUGCAGAUGUGAAAAACCGAGACGGUGAGCAGCGGAAAAGAAGGGGGAACAGCCCUGUUUCUGGAGCCUGAUUUCUCGCCUGGACAGAAAAAAACAAAACACUAAUCCAAAUGAACCCUAAAAAUGAAGGAUCGGUAGAGCACAGCACUUUCAGUACGGACGAUGGACUCCGGAAGGAACAUUCCCCAAGGCACCCGCCGCACAGAAUUCACCUUUGGGUUUUGAACUGUUUUAUUUUAUUUUUCUUUUCAUGCUGCUAAAUAACAGAGCCAGGAAGACUUAUAGGGGUGUAUUUGAUGGGUUUUCCCAUGCAUACAUAUAUAUGUGUGUAUACAUGCAUAUACAUAUAUAUAUAUGUAUAUAUAUUUUAACCACAUCUAUAUAUACAUAUAUGUAUAUCUUAACCACACACACACACAUAUAUAUAUAAUAUAUAUAUAUACUGAUUAUUUUUUUUAACAUUGCUAAUGUUAUUGGUGUCUUCACUGGAUAAUACUCGACUGCUGUGGACACAAGCGGGCUACUUGGGGCAUAAGAAACAAGCUAAGACUGGACUGAGUAGAAGCGCUGGGUGUAAACUUCUUAACUCUAACUGACUUGUGCGGCCUCCGCUGUUUCUCUGUAGAGUGUGCUGUACCACAAACCACCUUCUCCUUGCCUGGGACAGGGAGGAGAGGUGAUGGAGAGGAUGGGCAGGGAGUUCCAAAGAGCGGCAUCCUAGGGUGGUGCGAUGGGUCAAAGGCCAAGGAAAUGGCCGUCUCCGUGAUCAAGGAUUCCUCCUCCCCUCUCUUCCCCCAACCUUCGCCCUUACUCGUCUCAUAAUCUGCCUGCCUUGAUGGGACAUGGGAUGUCAGUGUACAUUUUGCGUUGACUUUAUUUGCUAUAGAAACUUUGCCAGAGAGACGUGCUGGCUUCUCUUAAGGAUGGUGGGCAGCUGAUGCGCACUAGCUUUCCAUUCACGGAAGUAUCACAGGAGUCUAGAUUUCCCGCCCUUGGUGGCUGCAAAAGGACACAAGGUCUACAGUGUGCUGAAGCAAGAAUGGGGACCGGUGCAUAGCCACACAGUUGUUCAGCACUGUCUGCUUUCUUCAUGCACAGAGCUGCCACUCAAGAGCAUCCAAGAUGCUUACGGAACAUUUCUGGAAAGGGAUAUUAAUCAAAAGUAUAUACACAGUAGGGGGUGUGUGUGCGUAUGUAUGUGAAAGUACGCAUUUGUGUCUGUGUGUAUGUAUGUAUGUAUGUAUGUAUGUGUUUUUCUCUCUUUUUUAUAUAUAUAUAUUUAUUUUUAUACAUAUAUAUAUAUAAAAAAAUAAUAUAUUUGUAUGCCAAGAUUGAAGGGGGAAAAAAGAAAGGAACUUUUGCUGCCUUCAGUUUGCGUGCCCAGUGUGAAUGACCCUUAAGAACGUCAAGACUUUUUUUUUAUGACAUACUGUAAAUAUCAGGCCCCUUUUCCACAUCUUGAGCUGGGGAAUCAAAUGUGAAGGCAGGCAGAGUCCCUUAGCCAUGUCAUGAGAAUCUUGGCUAUGUGUGUAUCGGCAAUAUACACUGUGGUGUAUGUGAAACCCACCUUACACAUGCGCGCACACACACACCCCCCCCGAAAGUGUGUUUGUACAUCUAUGUGGAUAUAUAUAAUCUAGUUCUGUGAUUAAAAUUAUUAUUAUUAAUAAUAAUAAUCAAAAAGGUACUCGGUCUGUGUCAGAAUGCUGCCAAACAUCAUCUGCAAUUGUAUUUUCAACGCCUGAUAAUGUACAACACGGAAAGCUUCCAAAAAGACAAGACAGUCUAAAAACAGACUCACAACAAGCGACUACUAACCACUAGGAUCUCCCCAUCCAACCGAUGGCUUUCAGAAGGAGAGAAAACACAUGGGUGGGUGCUUGCAUCUGCAAUGUAUAAUACUCAUGCUGCAUCGUGCGCAAGACAGAGGCUUCCGAUCGGGGGGAGGGAAGAGAAAGUGUUUUAUAUACUUAUUUAAUAUCCCUUUUUAAAUUAGAAAUUAAACAGAUAAUUUAAUUAAAGAGUAGGGAUUUUUCAGUAUUCUUUGUUAAUAUUUAAUUUCAACUAUUUAUAAGCCGUACCUUUUUUUUUUUUAUUUGUACUUGUUGUGUAUAAAUUUAACCUUCCUGUUGUCCCAUCCCUUAUCUCCCCAAUUGUUGGCAGAGUCAGUAGCAUGUUAUGGGCAGUUAUUUAAUUAAUUUCUCUAACACCUACCCCUACACAUUCCUAUUGAGACAAGGGUUAGAUAUACAUCUACAUACUAUAUAUAUAUUUGGCUAUGUGUUUGUAUAUAUAUAUAUGUUUAUGUAUAUGUGUGAUUCGGAUUAAAUAGACGCUACGAUUUUUUUAUAUAUGUAAAAAGAAGAAGCAGGAAAAAUAGAAAAUUCUACAUCUUGAAUCUCUCUCCUUUUUAAUUUUAAUAUUUGUUAUCAUUUUAUUUAUUGGUGCUACUGUUUAUCUGUAAUAAUUGCGGGGAAAAAAGAUAUUAACACUACAUAUUGUGUCUAGUGAAUUUUUUCAAGAUAUUCCUUAGUACAUAUUUAUUUUUAAACAAAAAAAUUACAGAUAUAUCUUAAAAAACGACGACGACGACGACAAACAAACUUUUUUUUGUAUUAAAGAAUUUAAUUCUGA
Molecule: messenger RNA, 4269 nt
Organism: Pseudopipra pipra
Lineage: Eukaryota; Metazoa; Chordata; Aves; Passeriformes; Pipridae
Gene: VEGFA
Product: vascular endothelial growth factor A
Exons: 8
Coding region: 1013-1663 (216 amino acids)
Biological process (GO): positive regulation of endothelial cell proliferation; response to hypoxia; positive regulation of protein phosphorylation
Cellular component (GO): membrane
Molecular function (GO): growth factor activity; heparin binding; vascular endothelial growth factor receptor 1 binding
Source: RefSeq, a predicted model, not a curated record